AUGCUGCAUUCUUUGGACCUCGGAACGGCGGACCGCUACUGCUGGGAUCCUUCAACCCUUGCUUUGGGGGUUUCGGUUCGACCACUUACGCGUCCCGUCCCGUCUCGUCCUCUCCCCUUGCACCUCGUCCGGACGGCACGUCGGCACGUCUCAGGCCUGCCUGUCCGCUUGCCAGCGGUGGGAGUGAAGCACACUCGACGCUUCUCUCCUCAUCGCUUUCGCUGGUCCGUCCGUCGUCCGUCGGUCCGACCGCUCACUGCAACUGACGCUUGGUUGACUAGCCCCAGACGCGGCCAAUGCAGCGCCCACGCACCGUUGAGGCAAGGAUCUAAGCGUCGUGUGGUGUUGUGUUGUGUUGUGUUGUGUUGUGAUGUGUCGCCAUUGCCUUCAGACCAAGCCAUGCUGUGUCAUUAUGAUCAAACCCUGCGUCGACCAUGCUCUCGCGGUGCUAUUCGAUCUGCUCCCGUUACGACCAGCUUGUUGGCGUCAAUCGCACCUUCGGCCAUCGCCUUUACUCUCCUCAAGCCUUGCGUCAUGAUUGAAGUGCGUCGACUUGGCACCAUUCUUCUAGGCCUCGCCAUCGGCUUCCUCAUCGUCGGCCUCGCCACCUCGAGCUGGAAAUGUGGCAACCUCUUCCAGCGCUACUGCACCAACGAGUCGGGCAUCGUUGCCGUGCUUGCACUCCUCCUUGUCGGCCUCGUCUGUCUUGUCGUCGUCUUCAUCCUCGACAUGAUCGCUCACUGCUCGGAUAUAUACUUCGCUAAUCCCAGCUACACUACGGCUCGCUUCAUCAUCCUCUACAUCGGAGCGGGCGCUGUCGUCAUCGCGAUCCUCAUCUACGCCAGCAGUCUCACCUCCUCGUGGUCCUACUUCAUGGCAACGGUUGGCAUGGUGUUUGCUGUUCAAGUGGCCAUACUGGCCAUCCUGGGCUCACGUUGCGUAACUCUGCACACCGAACGCGUGAUCGUUCGGACGACCCGUUAG
Protopolystoma xenopodis is the source of this 984-nucleotide messenger RNA. NCBI's taxonomy places the organism in Eukaryota, Metazoa, Platyhelminthes, Monogenea, Polystomatidea, Polystomatidae. The record is from the annotation of a GenBank genome assembly.